Diachasmimorpha longicaudata is the source of this 1030-nucleotide messenger RNA. RefSeq names its product DNA-directed RNA polymerase III subunit RPC7-like (gene Polr3G). The transcript is spliced from 2 exons. NCBI's taxonomy places the organism in Eukaryota, Metazoa, Arthropoda, Insecta, Hymenoptera, Braconidae. Gene Ontology annotation, biological process: transcription by RNA polymerase III. The record is from RefSeq and is a predicted model, not a curated record. Gene Ontology annotation, cellular component: RNA polymerase III complex. The coding region runs from base 198 to 860 and encodes 220 amino acids.
UAAGGGUUAUUUAUGAUAAAGCAGCUUUCGCUGCUAAGGAAGAGGAAGUCGACACGAAGGCGAAUAAAGACUUGAUUAAGGAGACAGCGUAAGGGCAUGUGAUCAUCUUAAAUCAGGUUACUACUGUCAAUUGAAUCUUCAUACUGCACACACUAGGCACCAUCACUCUAACCUAUUGCAAUAUCAUCUCCUAAACGAUGGCAGGACGCGGUCGUGGGCGCGGCAAGACCGCAAUGACCCUGAACCCCGAGCAAUUUGGGUUCGCAAAAGGAGAGCCCAUUGCCCUACCUCCAGUGCUCCAGCCCCCGAUGAAAUAUCCCCUUCUGGACUACAAGGCUCCACCUUUCCAGCUAACAGUCGAGCUAUCAUACCUUCUCCAGUUGAAACGAGACUUCAGCGAACACCUGAGGGAGUCCCCCAGCAACGUCCAGCCAAUAGUAGUGAAGAAGGAUAUCGAGAGGUACUCAGACAGAUACCAGGAUAUGAUAACAGACCAAUCGACCUACGAGGAGAGGUACGACUGGUUCAGACUCCCGAAGGAGUUGAGAUGCGGUGGGCGGAAACGAAAGGCCAAAGAGAAAGCUGCGGUGAAGCCCAAACAGAAGAAGAAGGAAGUCGAUGUGGAGAAAAAGCUUCAGGAGCUGGAGAAGAAAGAGGGCACUCAGAAGAGCGACGACGAGGAGGAGGGUAAGGACGACGAGGACGAGGAGGAGAAGGACGGGGAUGAGGCCGUCGAGGACGAGGAGGCUGAGGUCGACGAAGAAAUGGACGACGGCACUGACUACGUUAACAACUACUUCGACAAUGGCGAGGGAUAUGAGGAUGAAGAAGACAAUCUUGAUGAUGGUCCAAUUUAUUGAAUUUCUAGGAAAAAAAUGCAGUUGCAAUUGGUUUUUAAGGUGGUUUGGUGGUCAACGACUCUUGACAAAAUUCAUCUAAUUCAUCGAGUGAUGACUUUUUCCUGGAGUACGACGGAAAUUUCACUUAAGUGUAAAUAAUUAAUUCUAUCAUUAAAUAAAAUAGAAAUGGA